Thalassophryne amazonica is the source of this 3411-nucleotide messenger RNA. RefSeq names its product achalasia, adrenocortical insufficiency, alacrimia (gene aaas). The coding region runs from base 197 to 1741 and encodes 514 amino acids. The transcript has 17 exons. The record is from RefSeq and is a predicted model, not a curated record. Gene Ontology annotation, molecular function: protein binding. Gene Ontology annotation, cellular component: nuclear pore. Gene Ontology annotation, biological process: nucleocytoplasmic transport. Lineage: Eukaryota; Metazoa; Chordata; Actinopteri; Batrachoidiformes; Batrachoididae.
CUGCACAGUUGGUCCCUCUGACUUGCCGUAGUUCGCACGGCGGGAUUGACUGAAUGUCGGAAUCUUAAAAUCACAAUAACAGACGUUUCAUUAUGUGUGUGUCUGUGUUAACUCACUAAGCUUCACGGAAUAAUAAAGAAGUCCAUCGAUUGGCAGCGGUGUGUUUUCAGGAACUACUGGCAGGGUCACCGUGGCCAUGAUGUGCUCUCUUGCUUUGUUUCCACCUCCCCUGCCCCUCGGACAGACCACUCUGUGUGAGUCCAACAACGAGCUGCUUUCAGGAACCAACACUGGAAAUCCACUGAAACAGGAGUCCAGUCCGUUGAGUCUAUAUUUUCCCAGAGAGUCCUUGAAGCUCCACAGUCGCACAGAGAGCAGUAGUAAAGUCGCUUUCCUGGUCCACUCUGAAACACUGUGGAUGAGGAGUGCAGCCGCGUGGCGGGAUGGUGGUUUCACUGGGCUGCUCAAUGAAAUUGCCAAAUCACAUACAGAGGUUCCUAAAUGGCUGUCGGUAAGUUCUGGCUGUGUCCUGGCUUUGCUCAGAUGGAUUUCUUCUCUCCACGGCUCCCUGUUUCCUCACCUCACAUUGAGCAGUGAGGACAUGAUUGCUGAGUUUUCACAAGUACUGAAAUGGUCGGAUUGUGUGGUCCGAGCCUUUGCCUGGCAUCCCCAUGCAGACAAAUUUGCUGUGGCCUUAUUGGAUGACUCCAUCAAGAUUUACAACCCCAAAAGCGCCACGACUCCCACACUAAAGCAUCGCCUGCAGAGGAGCGUGGCAGCCAUGCAGUGGAAGCCGUUGUGUGCGUCUGCUCUUGCUGUAGCUUGCCAAAGCUGUUUGCUGGUCUGGCACGUGGAUCCAUGCUCACUAUCAACUAGGCCUUCGUCUGGUUGUGCUCAAGUUUUGUCACAUCCUGGUCACACGCCAGUUACAUCUAUCGCUUGGUCACCAAGCGGCUCGCUCCUCGUCUCGGCCUCACCUGUGGACACUGCAAUUAUGGUUUGGGAUGUAGCUGCAGAAAGCUGCGUGCCUCUUCAGCGUGUGGGAGGAGGUGGUGUCACCUUCCUGUCCUGGUCUCCUGAUGGCAGCCGCGUUCUUGCUUCUACACCGUCUUCGUUAUUCAGGGUGUGGGAGACCAGAAUGUGGACAUGUGAGCGUUGGCCAUGUGUCAAAGGGCGCUGCCAGUCUGGUUGUUGGAGCGCAGAUGGGAGUCGACUUCUCUUUACUGUCCAGGGAGAGAUGGUCAUCUAUGCCCUGACCUUCUCUGACCUACCAGGUGCACCUACACAAGCAGCAGCAGUAGUGGCUGAUCUAUCAGAGACGACAUUUAACACACCAGAUGGAGAUAUUACUGUUGGUGGGGAGAUUCAGUCUUUAGUCUGGGAUCCUAGAGGAGAAAGACUUGCAGUUCUUCUCAAAGGUGUUCCACAAGUGGCAAACCGUCCUGCGAUGAUUGUAGUGUUCAAGACGAGAACCAAACCCAUCUUUGAGCUUUUGCCAUGUGGUUUUGUUCACGGGGAGCCUGGUGCAGAGCCAAGAAUGAUGCAGUUCCACCCACAUUUCCCACAUGGAGCACUGCUGACUGUGUGUUGGUCCACUGGAAGAGUUACUCACGUGCCUUUCUAUUUCCUGAGCGCAAGCACCCCUCAGUUUGGCUUGAAUGGCACCCCGUCGUUGCCGCGGCCAAAGGAAAGACCUGCUGACUUCGCCAGCCAGACACUCUUUACUGAAACUUAUUCGUGAGAAGAUUUUGUUAUUGUUUGUCCAUAAAUGUGUUGUGAAAUUGAUGAUUUGUUGUUUCAUAAGAUGUAGGAGCAUAAACACACUCCCCAUCUCAUAAAAAGUACUUGGGGGGUAGAAACCAAAAUUAAUUGGACAGAUUGGUACAUGAAUAGAACUAAUACAUGGCUAUAAAUUCUCUUCAGCCACUGAGGUCUUGGAGUCUGGGUAAUGGGGCUGAUAUGUAGAUGCAUACGGAUGUAUAAUAAAAAAAAAACUGAUACCAGGCCAAGCUCAUUUUUUUUUUCUUUUUAAUCAAUGUAGGUUCAUUGUAUAAAAAAACAGAAAAUUACUCCACUUGUGUCUGUAUGACAUGAAGUGUUUUCUUACACCCUGAAUCCAUUCAAACCACAAUUACCUUGAUUUAAAAAAUGUUUGACAUGACAAGCUAAAUUUUUAUAUUAUAUGUUAAACAAUGUCUGUGCAAAAUUUGGCAUUUUUAUUCCAUAAGACUCACAAUGACUGAUAUUUUACACAUAUUUCCCCCGCUAGGACAGACACCAGCAUAUUUUUCUUCUCCAGUGCUCUGACAGAUGUCUGCUGCAGCUGUCUUCAGUUUGUGCCUCCUCGGGGGGUGUUUCACCAUGAACAUACUCUGUCGGAUUCAGAUCAGAUGAUUGACACGAACGUUGCAGAACAUUUCACUGUUUGCCUUCAAAGUCUCAUGAUGGUUUUUGUUUCUGUCGAUACGUAAUUCUCCACUUCAGACUUAAUGCUGUUGCUUUUUUCAGCAGUCACAUCAGUAGUGAGCAUGUAGGAAUCAGUUCCAUUACACGUCCUCGUCCUGACAGUACCUCCGCCGUGGUUCAUUGAUGAGUUUGUGUGCGUUGGGUCAGUUGCUGCUCUUUUAUUUUGCCGUACUCUUCCCAUGAUUCUGGCACAACUCAGCCUUUAUGUGUCCAUAAGUGUUAGAGAGCUGCACAGGUGUUUGCUAUUUUUGAACUCUAAUAUGGUCAUCCUGUUUUUCACGAUAGAUGACCAUUUUUACCAGUGAGACUGUAUUUACGCCAUUGAAGUUGUCUUUUAAUUUCUAACAUUGGCACAGAUGUUCCUGGCAGGGUGUUACUGAUCUGGACACCUGAUGAAAGGGUGUUUUUCUUUAUUGGGUAAAUAAUAUUUCUCAUUCUCCACACUUUUUUUUGUGUGAUUUUUUUUUUUUUUUUUUUUUUUUUUUUUCUGGACUUUUGUGCUCAUUCUUAGUUUCUAGGAACAUAAAUAUUUGAUUUAUGCACAUGUAAUGUUUUACUUGUGAUUUAAUUUUUUGUUUUUUUCUUUGCCUGGGCUUUGCUUUACUGGAAAUGACAUGCUUGACAAUAAUAAUAUUAUUUAACAUCAACAGAAUCCACCAGCAACAACUUAACAUAUUUAACAUGCUUACCUGUUUUUUUAAAUGCAAGAAUAAAACACACCUGUCUAUGAAACAUUGCAGCAGCAGCCGUCUAAAUAUUUUUCAUCCUCCAGAAUGAGGAUCUGUUACACUUACUCCAGUCACCUAGUUUGGAUUUUAAUAUUCUCCCAGCGGAAAGUCUGCUGUUUUAUUUUAUUUGCUUUCAUCUCCAGUAUGUAUGUAGCUAAAAUAACUCCUUCAACAUACACAUUUAUGGACCUGUGUACGUAGGUUUGUGCAUUUUAGA